AUGCUACUAUGUGAUGAACAAUGGUUGCAUGGAGGAGAAAAUUCCUUUUUCGAGAGACCUGAUGAGGCUAUGAAGAGUCAUCUUAAGCCUCUCUUUAUUGUUGGGAAGAUCGAAGAUGUCCCCAUUAAUAAAAUCUUAGUGGACUGCAGCGCAACAGUGAAUUUGAUACCGCAUCAUAUGUUGAGAAAAAUUGGCAAGUACGAUACAGAUGUCAAACCCCAUAAUAUGGUGCUUUCCAAUUAUGAGGGAAAGGUUGGUUCCACUCUUGGUGUAAUCCAGGUCGAGUUAACUUUAGAAACUGUCACCAGAUCCACAAUGUUUAUGAUUAUGGAGACGAAGGCCAACUAUAACCUUUUACUUGGAAGAGAAUGGAUACAUGGGGUUGGGGUUGGGCCAUCCUUAAUGCACCAACGAAUCAUCAUAUGGCGUCCAGAUGGUAUUGUGGAGAAUAUAGAAGCAGACCAAGGUUACUUCAACACUUCUAUCAAGCAUAUCGACAGACUCUAG
Messenger RNA from Lathyrus oleraceus (garden pea), 507 nucleotides. RefSeq lists its product as uncharacterized. NCBI's taxonomy places the organism in Eukaryota, Viridiplantae, Streptophyta, Magnoliopsida, Fabales, Fabaceae. The coding region runs from base 1 to 507 and encodes 168 amino acids. The record is from RefSeq and is a predicted model, not a curated record. The transcript has a single exon.